Messenger RNA from Drepanopeziza brunnea f. sp. 'multigermtubi' MB_m1, 1527 nucleotides. Lineage: Eukaryota; Fungi; Ascomycota; Leotiomycetes; Helotiales; Drepanopezizaceae. The record is from RefSeq and is a predicted model, not a curated record.
AUGCCGCACAGAGAGGGAGGUGUUAAGGUCGUGUUGGUUGCAUUGGUUGAUUUGUUGUGUUACUGGCGUCUUGCGUUAUGCAUAGGUAAGCAGACCCCCUUGGAUUCUCGCUACAGCAGCGAUGAGAUGAAGAAGCUCUUUGGUGCUCGCAACCGCCAUUCUACUUGGCGCCAGCUUUGGCUCUGGCUGGCCGAGGCUGAGAAGGAAGUCGGCCUCGAGGGUAUCAGCGAUGAGGCUAUUGCUCAAAUGAAGGCGCACUUGAAGCUCACCGACAAGGAUUUUGAGAUUGCUGCCGUGGAGGAGAAGAGACGUCGUCACGACGUGAUGGCUCACGUACAUGCCUUCGGAGUCGCCGCCCCUGCCGCUGCGGGAAUCAUUCAUCUCGGGGCUACAUCCUGCUAUGUUACUGACAAUGCCGAGCUCAUAAUAAUGAGGGAUGCCAUGGACCUCCUCCUACCAAAACUCGCCAAAGUUGUUCAUAACCUCUCAGUCUUCGCCCUGGAGAACAAGGCCAUACCUACCCUCGGCUUCACCCACUUCCAGGCAGCCCAACUCAUCACUGUUGGUCGACGUGCAACCCAAUGGAUCCAGGAUUUGUUGAUGGAUCUCAAGAAUAUCGAAACUCAGCGCAGGGACCUUCUCUUCCGAGGUGCCACGGGCACUACUGGCACCCAGGCCUCAUUCCUCGAAAUCUUCCAUGGCGACGGGGCUAAAAUCGACAAGCUCAACGAGAUUCUCUGCGCCAAAGCCGGUUUCCCCAGGCAGUACGACAUCUCCGUUCAAACUUACUCUCGGAAGGUUGACCUUGACAUUUCUAAUGCCAUUUGUGGUCUCGGUUCUACGGCUAUGCAUAUCACCAAUGACAUCCGUCACCUGGCCAGUAUGAAAGAGCUCGAGGAACCUUUUGAGAAGGACCAGAUCGGAUCCAGCGCAAUGGCGUAUAAGCGAAACCCGAUGCGCUCGGAAAGAAUCUGCUCUCUGGGCCGCAAGCUGAGGUCGCUGCCGAUGAAUUUCGCUGAUACGUAUGCCGAUCAGUGGUUCGAAAGAACACUCGAUGAUAGCGCCAUUCGGAGAAUUGAUAUCCCCGAAAUGAUGCUGCUCGCUGAUGCUAUCCUCAUUGGCUUGGAUAACGUUACUUCUGGCUUGGUCGUCUACGAGGAGAAGAUCCGCGCUCACGUGAUGGAAGAGCUCCCAUUCAUGGCCACAGAGAACAUUAUUAUGAAGAUCGUCGCCAAUGGGGGCGAUCGCCAGAUAGCCCACGAAGAGAUCCGAGUCCUAUCCCACCAAGCCUCCGACGUCGUUAAGAAAGAAGGCGGGAAGAACGAUCUGAUCGCUCGCAUCAAGAGCACAAAGUAUUUCGAGCCGAUCUGGGCCGAGAUUGAUGGAUUGCUGGACCCGCGCCUGUUUAUCGGGAGGAGCGAGGAGAUUGUGGAGAAGUAUUGUAGGGAAGGGGGGCCGGUCAUGGAAAGGUUAGCGAAUUAUGUGGAACACAUUAAAAGUGCAGGAGUACAGCAGUUGAAUGUUUGA